GUAAAAUUUCUCUGGGUUUACUAUAGUAGAUAAUAAUAUUAGCAAAGAUUUAUCUCUAUAUUGCAUAUUUACAUUACAUAAGUUUGUUUAUACGAAGAUUAUUUUAUCGACUUAAUUACCUCUUUGCGUAGCUAUUUCGUUCCGCAAUUGUCAUUUGAGAAGAAAACAUUCAAUGAAUUAUGUCUGAAAACAUAGCUGCCGUACUUCGGGGACCAUACGAUGUCAAUGUUGAAAAAUGGCCAAUGCCCGAGAUAAAUGAAAACGAGGUUCUAAUAAAGAUGUCUUGCGUGGGCAUCUGCGGUUCAGACGUGAAGUUCUGGUCAACAGGCAGAUGUGGCAUGGAAACUAUCGUCGAGCCCAUUGUGAUGGGCCACGAGGGCGCAGGUAUAGUUGUAAAGGUAGGAGCAAAGGUGAAAAACUUGAAAGUGGAUGAUCGUGUAGCCAUCGAGCCGACACAACCUUGUCGAUGCUGUGAGUGGUGCAAGCAAGGACGGUAUAACCUGUGCAUUGAGCCUGGUUAUUGCUCUUCACAAGGCGCUUCUGGUAACUUGUGUCGCUACUAUAAACAUGUUAGCGAUUUUUGCCACAAGAUCCCAGAAAACCUAACAAUGGAAGAAGGCGCAGCCGUGCAGCCACUUGCGAUUGCGAUACACGCGUGUAAUCGCGCUGGAAUCAAGAUGGGCUCAAAACUGCUGAUUCUCGGUGCGGGUCCCAUUGGAGUCUUGUGCGCUAUGGUCGCUAAGGCUAUGGGAGUUACCAAGAUACUUAUGACUGAUGUAGUAGAAUCUCGGCUGAAGACAGCAAAAGGACUAGGUGCAGAUUACACCCUGUUGACAAAAAAGGACGACGUUGAGCAAGAGAUCCAAGAUAAGAUCGUCAACCUGUUGGGGUCGAAACCUGACGUCGCAAUAGACGCCUGUGGUUACGGCUCGGUGCAAAGAAUUGCCAUGUUGGUCACAAAAACUGGCGGCACAGUAUUGGUGGUAGGGAUCGCAGACAGCGUUGUGGAGGUACCGCUGUCUCAGGCGCUUCUGCGCGAAGUCGACAUCAAGGGAUCGUUUAGAAUCGUGCGCACAUACGAACCAGCGCUAGAGGCGGUGUCGAGCGGGGCCAUCGACUUGAAGAAGUUUAUAACGCAUCAUUUCGACAUUGGUCAAGUCAAAGAAGCCUUGCAACUCGCCAAGACCGGCGAAGCUAUGAAGAUUAUCAUACAUUUAAACACAUAAUUUGAGUCCUUUCAUUCUUUUAAAGACGUUAUAUAUGUAUACAUUACUAUUAUAAUAAUAAGUAUGAGUAAGCCGAAAAAUUUCCGAGUAACUGCUUAGAAUGUGAUAUCUAUUACUUUUUUAUGUUUCUGUCUCAUGGUUUUGAAUUCUACGGAUGGGACGUCCUGUAGCAAGAUGGGUGGACGACAUUGUCAAAGUUGCAGGCAGUAAAUGGGUGAGAUUAGCACAGGAUCGUGGUGGAUGGCACAAACUACGGGAGGCCUAUACCUAGCAGUGGGUGAAGUCGGGCUGUGGAUGAUGAUGACACAUUCUAUCAUGCGAUUAGUCAUAUAGUAUAACAUAUCAUAUAGCAUCAAAAGAUACUGUUAGAGAAUACAAAA
This is a messenger RNA of Hyposmocoma kahamanoa, 1606 nucleotides long. Its product is annotated as sorbitol dehydrogenase-like. Gene Ontology annotation, molecular function: L-iditol 2-dehydrogenase (NAD+) activity; zinc ion binding. The transcript has 8 exons. Lineage: Eukaryota; Metazoa; Arthropoda; Insecta; Lepidoptera; Cosmopterigidae. Gene Ontology annotation, biological process: D-sorbitol catabolic process. The record is from RefSeq and is a predicted model, not a curated record. The coding region runs from base 180 to 1226 and encodes 348 amino acids.